Messenger RNA from Spodoptera littoralis (African cotton leafworm), 1401 nucleotides. The record is from the annotation of a GenBank genome assembly. NCBI's taxonomy places the organism in Eukaryota, Metazoa, Arthropoda, Insecta, Lepidoptera, Noctuidae.
ACGCGACAUGUCGACCGCGUCUGCCAGCACGCACCGUUCGACGAAACCUGUGCGCCUGGGAAAGGAACUGAUCCACAGCAAACACUGGCAACAAAACCUCUCAUUGUUAAGCCAUAUAAUGGGAACGAUGUGACAACAGACACUAGUGCCACGAUGGAUCUUCUAAAGUACGUACGCGUUUCAAUUCUAAUUCUGCCAAUGGUCUUAGGCCAAGUGCGAAAACCUCAAAGUUCCAUGAUUGGUGAAGAAUACUGCCAGCGACUGACAAAGGAUCCGUAUUUUGAACCUGAAAUGGUUAUCGGUAAACCAUGGAGGAUUUAUUACACGUGGAACAUCAAGAUGGAAGACAAGUGCCUGGACAUGAUGUUCAAGAAUGCGACGACAUCGAUCAUCAACAGAGUUUGGAAUGAUAUGAAUGAGUACGUGGAGACUCAGCCUUACUGGGACGCUGCUACAUUGCUAGUGACGAUGGGUCGAGCAAAACAUGAAAUGCUCUUGUUUGCAGAUCAAGGUGCGGCUGGAAGGUUUACAGGAGUACCAAACGUCGUCAGAGAUGGAAACAUAUCACCAGCAAGGAGUGCAGUGCCCCUUCUGAAGUUUCAUAUGAAACUGCUGCAUGCAGGCAAGUACCUGCUGAUGGUGGACUGUCAGAUUGCAGUGAUCACAUUGUCAGCUCGUACUAGGGCGAUGCCCUAUCGUGCGGAGAUCGGAGGCGUCGUCCACAAACUCAGCCUAGGCGAUGGUGUACAAGAAAACACAGCGCAAGUAGAUAACAUGAUGAAAUAUGUGAAUUUAAGCCUGGAAAACUAUACGUCUUGUGAUCAAUUUGUAGCAAAUAGUACAUUCGAUCCCAGAAGUGUUAUUGACAUUGACUGGAAAAUUUUCUAUUUCUGGACUCCUAACUUGGAAGAGAGUUAUAACAUCAAGUUCAGUUUAGCAUCUGAAGUGCUCGUCGAUCGAUUCCGUGUGGAGUUGGAUAGUGAGCUUAAACCUCCUGUGAACUGGAAUGACGCCAUACUCUUCAUGGAGACCUCCAUCGACUUCAGUGCCUUGAUCGUCAAGACCAAUGUAUCGGGGAUCGUCAGACUCAUUCCCUCUUUAGCUUUUGAGUAUCCUGGAGUCCCACUACUGAUAUUUGCUUUAAAAGUAGUGAAGCCUGGUUAUCUGGGCUUCCUCAGUUGCAAAUAUAGACUUUGUUAUGCUCUUGCGCCGGUUGAUAAAAUGCCUAAUCAUGAUUAUUUGACUGAAGAAGCCCAAAAGAUUGGGUUUUGGAGCGAUUUUGGGAGAACGCACACGGCAAUAGUUCCCCCCCUCCCCACCCUCCCUCCGGAACCAUUCAACAAGGAUGAUGAUGAUGAAGAUGAGAAUAUGGACAUGUUACACGAUUAUGCAUUACUUUAA